GUUAAACUCUCGAUUUAAUUAUGUAAAACAGGUUCUUCAGUGAAUAGCUCCCAUUCCGAUGUCUCACGUGGAGGACAAUCGGUAAAGCGGGGAUAAGUUACAGCGAACGGUACUUUCACAUGACGUAUCUCAUUGCUCGAAAGUAAACACGCCUCGAACGCACAGUCGAAAUCAGCUCUAUCCUCGUUCGGAUUAUUAUGUCUGCUGAAAAGGAACACGAAAAAGAGCAGAACAAGGUCAACGACCUGUCGCAAGAAGCGAGAUGUAUCGCAAGAAAGCAAUUCAUGAGUUUGAAGGUGAAGACGAUCCUGAAGGUUCUUCUGUCUUCCGUCGCGGGCCCACUCAUCCUCUACGGUGUGCUUCUCGUGCAUCAGCGUUACCAGACGCACACGAAACAUCUGCCCGGGAUAGAGGUCGAGGAGGAUCGACCGAGGUUCUGGGUAUACGCCAGACAUAACGACACCGGCUACCUGACGCAUGUGCGCGCUGUGUUGUCGCGACUCGGCUUUCGCGAGAGCGCCAACCAGUCCGGUUGGGAUCUGUUGUGGGCCCACGAUUAUCCGUUCCGCAAGUUGGCCGCGAGUUUGCACAGACUGCAGCGGCAUCAGCGUGUCAACCACUUUCCCGGUUGCGGCUACGUCACCAACAAGGUGGAUCUAUCGAUGUCGCCCGGUCGUUACAUACCGACGGCCUUCAGGAUGCCCGACGAUCGGGAGCGAUUUCUCCGUCACGUGGCCGCGAACCCUGACAAGAAGUUCGUGCAGAAAUCGAACGAUCACCGAGGCAUCCGCUUGGUCAGCAGCCAUGACGCUAAUCUCACCGCCGACGGCAUCUUCGUACAGGAGUUCGUCGAGCGACCAUAUCUCGUGGACGGCUACAAGUUCGACAUCGGCCUCUACAUCGUCAUCACGUCCGUGGAUCCGCUGCGGCUCUACGUCUAUCAGGGUGACGUGCUGUUCCGUUUCUGCCCGGUCGCGUAUUAUCCCUUCGAUGCCGAGGAUUUGGACAAGUACGUGGUCGGCGACGACUAUCUGCCGAUCUGGAAGGUGCCAUCUUUAAAGAAGUACUACGCGGAGCUCGGCUACUCGAUGAAGGACUCCUUCGACGCUUAUGUUCGGGAGCAGGGCAAAGAUCCCGCGGAAAUGUGGGAACGCGCUUACGACGCUAUCCGCGAGGUCUUCCUGAUGAAGGAGUCUCAGAUCAGAGAGAUCUCUAAGCGCGUCGGCAACGGCAGGAACUUCUUCGAGCUCAUGCGAUUCGACCUGGUGCUCGACGAGGACUUGAAUGUCUACACGAUGGAGGCGAACAUGUCGCCGAAUCUCUCAUCAGCGCAUUACCCACCGAAUCAGCUGCUUUACGAGCAGGUCAUAUUCAACACACUCGCGCUGGUCGGUGUCGGCAAGAGAAUCAGAAGGAGAUCUCUGAAGACGAGUAGCAAAGCGGAAGAAGAUAUGGAGGUGGCGGAUAAAAACAUCGUGGUAUUGCCGGAGCUCUGCAGAGAAUGCGACGAUUGCUUCCGCGUGGAAUGUCAAUUGUGCAGGCCGUGCUUCACGCCGGAAACGCGGCUCAUUUUGUCGCAGAGUUAUUUGGAGCAUCAGAAUCGAAUGGACUUUCAGCGAAUCUUCCCACCUUCUAUAAGGAAGGACAUGGUUUCAAAGGAUUAUACCUUGAGGAAUCAGUUGCUUAUUAGAUGGUAUCAAGGUAAAUGCGAAAUGGACAAGACGUGGUGUAUUUGAUGCUCAGAACACACAUGAAGAUAUUGAGCAAAUCAAAAGUACAUUGUAGAGGAUUCUGACAUAUUGCUUAAUAUUUAUUUCUGAUUCUUUUUAGUCUUAAUAUCGAGUAUGAAGUACCCAUAAAAGUGUACAUAUAGUUCUAAAAUUCAGCGGGACCAAAACGAAAGGAAUUUAUGACAAUAUGUAAAACGCACGCAAGAUAGAAACACAGCUAAUAAUAUUAAUGUUAGGCUUAAUAUUAUUGUUAUUUGUUGCGCUAUUUGUACAUUGUACAUAAAGAGUACGAAAAAGCUGUACAUCACAGUUAAAUAUCUUGGCGCGAAUGUAUAGCCACUGAGAAUAAAAUCAAACAUAUCUUACA
Messenger RNA from Odontomachus brunneus, 2097 nucleotides. It is a transcript of the gene TTLL15, whose product is annotated as probable tubulin polyglutamylase ttll-15. Bases 198 to 1736 code for a protein of 512 amino acids. The record is from RefSeq and is a predicted model, not a curated record. NCBI's taxonomy places the organism in Eukaryota, Metazoa, Arthropoda, Insecta, Hymenoptera, Formicidae. Gene Ontology annotation, biological process: protein modification process. The transcript is spliced from 5 exons.